UCGCUCGGAUCUGCGCGCGAGCUUUUCUCUCUCUCUCUCUCUCCUGAGCUUUCGCGUCUGUUUUAUCCAAUCCAAAUAAUAACAAAUUCCCGCGAGUUUUGCGAGUGGCCCGCCAAAGAGUUGCUACGUUUUCUCCUACAAGGUUUCGGCGGAGCUUGCAGCUCUCAGGGCCCCGCGCGCGCCAAAGAGUUCGACCGAUCACCAAACUGUGCAGCGUGCGUUCUCCGAUCGAUCGUUCUUCGGCCGCAGAUAACUGGAGGAUCAGUGACCUGUAAGGUUGAGCCAUGAACAAAAUUGCUUGCCACCGACCGACGACUUCGUCUUCGUUCUCACGAAUCUUCAACUUGGAAACUGCUUUUAAAACUGCUCUCGAAUGAAGAUCUCGCCAGCAUGAGCUGCCCUGGAGGCAUCCAUCGUGUGACAUAGCUCGAGCCUCCUCCAGCUCGACGAUCUUCUCGAUUGCACCUCCUCGUUGUUGUGAAGCCGAAGAGCACGUGUGGCAAGUGAUUCGACCGAAGAUCGAGCUAGCUCUCUCAAUCUCUCUCUCUCUCUCUCGCACCUGUGCUCCGAUAUGUCACUCUCGAUUCAUGUCGAAUCCUAGUCUCGGUCAAUUUAUGCUGCUGCUCCCUGGAAAUCCUUUUUUAUCUUCAUCACUUUGACUCGCUCCGCCGCUGACCGGAUCAACGCGGCUAUAUCAUGGUUAGCCUGGGCUUCGCUCGGUCCUCGCUCUUUGCUGCCUUCGUCCUGUUCACCAUCUCGCAAGAAGUUAGAGCCAGCUGGGACGAUUGGUGGACCUACGAUGGAAUUUCGGGACCAUCCUUUUGGGGCCUAAUUAAUCCACAGUGGUCCUUGUGCAGCAAAGGUCGACGACAAAGUCCCAUAAACAUCGAGCCGGACAAAUUACUUUUCGAUCCGCACUUGAGGCCAGUACACGUCGACAAACAUAAGGUAUCAGGUUAUUUGCACAACACUGGACAAUUUCUGGUAUUUCGGGCUGAUAAAGAUUUGAAAGUAAGAGUAAAUAUAACGGGAGGACCUUUGGCCUACCACUAUCAAUUUGAAGAAAUUUAUAUCCACUACGGUCAAGAUGAUAAUCACGGCUCUGAACAUCGUGUCAACAACUACGCUUUUCCAGCUGAGAUUCAAAUUUAUGGGUUUAAUGCAGAGUUGUAUCAUAACAUGAGUGAAGCACAGCAUAAAAGUCAAGGAUUGGUCGCCAUUUCUUUGAUGGUUCAGCUGGGCGAUACACCGAAUCCUGAACUGAGAAUUAUAACGAGUGUUUUCAAUAGGGUGCAGUUUCGAGGUGACAAGGCACCCGUGCGGCAUCUAUCUUUGAAAGCUCUAUUGCCAGACACCAAUGGUUAUAUGACCUACGAAGGUAGUACAACGCACCCAGGCUGUUGGGAAACAGCCGUAUGGAUUAUCCUUAACAAACCCAUAUAUAUAACUGCACAAGAGCUUUAUGCGUUGAGGAGGUUGAUGCAAGGACCCGACAGUACACCCAAAGCACCUCUUGGAAAUAAUUCGCGACCACUUCAACAACUGCAUCACAGAACUAUAAGGACAAAUAUUGAUUUCCGCAAGCGAUCUGCCGAUGCCAAGUGCCCAACGAUGGCCAACGAUAUGAGAUAUAAAGCCAAUACGUGGCGAGAUGAAACGACGUUGUCACGCAACCAUGUUAUCUGAAUUAUUGGAUCUAUAAAAGUCAAUAAAACUUUGACCAGCUAAUAAAUAAACUAGUCUCAGUUAUAAGUAUUACUCAUAUACUUCAUGGUUGUAUAAAUGCAUAAAAAUAAUACGGUGUGACUCUCGUGAAAAAAAAACAUUCGAAAGAGUAUACUGCGCUUCAAAU
This is a messenger RNA of Trichogramma pretiosum, 1852 nucleotides long. It is a transcript of the gene CARPA, whose product is annotated as carbonic anhydrase-related protein 10. The coding region runs from base 697 to 1686 and encodes 329 amino acids. Gene Ontology annotation, molecular function: zinc ion binding; carbonate dehydratase activity. The transcript is spliced from 10 exons. NCBI's taxonomy places the organism in Eukaryota, Metazoa, Arthropoda, Insecta, Hymenoptera, Trichogrammatidae. The record is from RefSeq and is a predicted model, not a curated record.